Portunus trituberculatus (swimming crab) is the source of this 3422-nucleotide messenger RNA. RefSeq names its product ubiquitin-conjugating enzyme E2 S-like. The transcript is spliced from 5 exons. The record is from RefSeq and is a predicted model, not a curated record. Lineage: Eukaryota; Metazoa; Arthropoda; Malacostraca; Decapoda; Portunidae. The coding region runs from base 162 to 785 and encodes 207 amino acids.
ACAUGCGCGGCAUCCUGUGCUACCAUUGGUGGAUUUCGAAUAUGUGAUGCCAGUCCGUGAGGAGACAACAAGAAGUCAGGCUGUAGCCCCCUGCCUCCCCUGACGAGCUGUGUGACCAACUUCCACCUAUAACAUUGCACUGAGAGGCCGCACCCGUCACCAUGGCCUCGACGAGCAAUGUGGAGAACUUGUCACCACAAAUCCUGCGAGGAGUGCUGAAGGAGGUGACAGAGCUGGUGAAGGGUCCGCCAGAGGGCAUCAAGGUACACAUGAAUGACGAGGACAUCACAGACAUCCAAGCUACCAUCACAGGCCCUGCGGGCACCCCGUACGCAGGAGGAAUGUUCCGUGUCAAGUUGGCACUCGGCAAGGACUUCCCCAGCGCUCCUCCAAAGGGUUACUUCCUCACCAAAAUCUUUCAUCCCAAUGUUGCCUCAAAUGGAGAGAUCUGUGUGAACACCCUCAAGAAGGAUUGGAAGGCUGACCUCGGAAUCAGGCAUGUCCUCUUGGUUAUAAAAUGUUUGCUAAUAGUGCCCAAUGCUGAGUCAGCCUUGAAUGAGGAGGCAGGGAAGCUGCUGCUGGAGGCUUACGAUGAUUAUGCUGCCAGAGCAAAGAUGAUCACUGAAAUCCAUGCCCAGGGUCCCAAAGUGGCCAAAGGUGAGACCAGUGGUGAAGGGUCAAACCAGGAUGGGCCCUUAGCAAAGAAGCAUGCUUCUGAUAAGAAAAUAUCGGCUGAUCGGAAAAAGCUAUUGAAAGAUAAAAAGAGGACACUAAAGAGAUUAUGAGUGGUGUUAGUGAGUGCUUUCUGUGCCACCUUGAAGUGCAAAAUUUGUGUGGGUAUCGUUCAAUGAUAUCUCCUUUCCUCUCAAUUUCUUUCUCUCUUUCUCUCUCUCUCAGGCUGUUGUUUUGAUUCUCAGAUGUUUUAUGGCUUGUAUGUAUAAGUGAUUGGCCCAAAAUUGACACUCCUUUCCAUAGCGAACUCCAGACCUUGCUCUUCAAUAGUCUUAUUUUUUAGUCGUGGGCGUUUCCCAAAGUGAUUUUAUAAUGUGGAGGAAUUAUUUUAGUAUGGAUGUUUUCAUGCCUUGUAAUUAAAACAUCUGGAGGUUUAGGAUCAUGUCAUGGAUGGAUUUAAGCAAUGAAAUUGCUUUUAAAGAUAUUUGAUAGUUUUAUACCUGUAAAACGAAAGUACACUAGACAGACUAAAAUUAACUAGUAGCAUGUAUUAGUACAUCUAUAUAUCUGAUAUUCAGAUUGAUGUCAUGUGAACAGUACUAACUAUAAAGCGAGUCUUUCUGUAGGGUAAGAUUUUAAGUGAGGAUUCGUGUCCAACCUUUGGUUCCUGAGUCAGAAUGCACUGUCAGAAUAUAUUUUGUGGCACGGCUGAUGCAAUACUGGAAUUCUGUAUUAGUGAGUAUUUUAUUAUUUAAAAGAGAAAGGUUAGAUCUUUUCAGAGAAGUAACAAUUUAAGGCUUUACUUUCAAGUUCUGCUUAUAAUGUUUGGUACAAGACUGCAAUAACCUUAAAAUACUUUAUCUGCCUUUGGCAGGAGAUAUUGAUAUUUUGUCAUAGUUAACAUACUCUGCCUUUAAAACUUCAGAAUACAUGUAUUCUAUAGUUUAUUGAUGGAAAAUGUCAAUAAUUAAAGUGUCCUAAUCCAGUCAGGCCUUUUGAAUGUAUAAAAGUUGUAAAAAUGACCAAAUAUUGUACAUUAAAACUAGGUAAUGAUUUCAUAAACAUGGAGAAUACUUUGAUGUCAAGAACACAAGAUUCUUACCACAGGUAUUACACUUUACCCCAUCUGCUUACAGUAAGUAUUGAGGCAACCUUUCAAACCUAACUUAACACAUAAAUUUUAUAUCUGCUCAGGAGUGUUGUAAUAAUUUAUUAUUGUUUUUUUAAAUCCUCUAGUAUUGCCAUGCUAAUAGCUUUAAAGAUUAGUAGAUAGAUCUUGACACAGAAGUAUGAAAGUUUGUGUUCAAUAUUUUUCCCCAUUGGUCAUGAAGGAAACAUUGUUAUUGUAGGCAUGCCUGGUGGGCAGCUAGGGAGUAAUGAUUGUGUCCAUGAAGCUCAUGUUGGGCCUAAUGGGUAUAGAUUUACUUUUAGUGUUGAUCUCUUCUGGGAAAAAUAGUAAUAAAUAAAUUAUAAACUUUAAAGGGACCACACUACUGCUUUGUGCUUGUGUCUGUAGUCAUUGGUACAUGAACACGUGCAUUAUACACCACAGGAGGAGGUGGCUUGUAUUUGUGACUCUUCAGUUCCACAUUAAAACAAGAAUGUUACAUUAGCACAAAAACUUUUUGUUGCACGAGUCUUAAUACAUGAAGCAUACACUUUAAUGCAUCAUAUAGAAACUUUGGAGCUUGGUGUAUUGCAUUAUUCUUUGAAGUUCACAAUUUUCUGCUGAUAAAUAUUAAAUACACUGAUAUUAACAUCACCACCGCAGAUAGGAACUCUUCAGUUUAUGUAAGGUGUCUCAUGAAAGCGUCACCAAUGUUGGAUGCAUUGAGUAGAUUUUGAAGACCCUCCAAAUUCUUCACAUUGAUAAUGAAAGGAAAAUACUACUUUCACUAUUUCACCACCUUUGAAAUCUACACACCUCCCAGCACUGCCAAGUUACUGAGAACACAAGAGUAAGCCAAACACAGCUGGGGUACUGGUGUGUUGCCAUCAACAUGUAAACAUUCUUUAUGCUUGCUUGUUUAGUGUGGUAGAUUUUAUAGAUAAGGCCCAUUGCACUCUAAGUCACUUGUUACUGCCACUGAUGAUUUAGUAAUACUGUAUCUGUGGCAAAGAGGAAGUGAGAGUAGUAAUAAAUAGUAUUUAUGGAAAGAUUUGUAUACCUACUAGGCCUUCUGCCCUCUCCUUCACUGAUCCAAGUACGUAUCUGCAAUUUUGUUAGAAGAUAUUUCAUUGUUUAAUUUUCUAUACUGAAGUCCAGAUAAUAUAUAUAGUAUAUAUAUUUUACGUAUAUAAAAAGACAGAUUGCCAUUUGGUGAUGGGGAUGUCUUAGUCAAGCAUUGCAAAAGCAAUAUUAUUUUCAGUUUCACUUUUGGGUAAGCCUUUUGUUAACAUUUUAGCAUUUGCCUCCAGUGACACAACCUGACAAAUUAUUAAGGAGAUUGUCAUUUGCCUGUUUGAGAGUCCUUGUUCUAUUAUAGGUGUGAUGCCUUAAAGAACAUAGCCUCUGCCACUACCAGGGUUAUGUCAGGCUCAGCCCCAGGGGAAACUGACACCCCUAGAGCCUUGUCUGUAGUCCAACUUUGUGUAACCCAAGAAUCAUGUUUUCCAGUCUGUCACACUGACAUUAAUAGGAUUUCUACUAGAAUUAUUGGCCAUUUUAUUUUUCUAAGUUUACAAGCCAUCUGUAGUCCUAAUCUUUUACUGUCAAAUAAAUUAGUAAUUAAUAAAUAUAUUUAUAUCUA